AUGUCCUUUCCAAUCCAAGAUGUUAUUGUGACUUUUUCCUUCAUUGGUAAAAUAGCUUCAAAAGAUGUUGCAUGCUUUUUGGCCAUGCCCUCCUCUAGUCCUGCAUAUAUGGACUGUCAAUUUUCUGAAGAGAAGGGUUUAACAUACGGGCACCUAAUUUGUGGAUUGCAACCUCUAAAACCAAAUGAACAAUCUGAUGGUCCUGCUUUAAGGAAUAUAUCAACUAUGCCUGCCCCUAAGAAGUUGGUCCAGCCAUCGUCCAACGGAAUGCCAGCAUCUCUACCGAGAACUAUGCCCCCACCACCUCCGCCUAAGUUUUCUGAUCCAUCUGAAGUUAAAGCACAAGACAAGAACAAGAAUUUGCUUAAGAAAAAAUCUGACGUAGUUCCAGAUACUUUGGUCAAGCUAAUGGAAUACGGAGAGGAGGAUGACGAUGAUCUAGACGAUUCUAGUGAGGAAUCACUUCCUCAUGGCACCCGAGCAAUUGGGAUUCAAAAGCCUUUCUGGGCUUUAUGA
Messenger RNA from Sphenostylis stenocarpa, 516 nucleotides. NCBI's taxonomy places the organism in Eukaryota, Viridiplantae, Streptophyta, Magnoliopsida, Fabales, Fabaceae. The record is from the annotation of a GenBank genome assembly.